Messenger RNA from Eptesicus fuscus (big brown bat), 2054 nucleotides. RefSeq names its product extracellular matrix protein 1 (gene ECM1). The coding region runs from base 123 to 1802 and encodes 559 amino acids. The transcript has 12 exons. NCBI's taxonomy places the organism in Eukaryota, Metazoa, Chordata, Mammalia, Chiroptera, Vespertilionidae. The record is from RefSeq and is a predicted model, not a curated record. Gene Ontology annotation, cellular component: extracellular region. Gene Ontology annotation, biological process: regulation of bone mineralization; signal transduction.
AGGUUCACUACCGCAGUAGCAGCAACCAGAGGAGCAGGUUCCCAGCAGCCCGGCCUUCGGAUACAGAUCUACCUGAGGAGACUCCUCCUGGGUGGCCACUGGCCAGUCCUUGUCCCAGGACCAUGCUCAGAGCAGCCUUGGUCUUGGCCUGUUUGGCUGUUACUUCUAUAGCCUCUGAAGGAGGCUUCAACCCUUCAAGGCAGAGGGAGUUGGGGCCAGAGUACCAUCAAGAAGUUGGCUAUGCAGCACCCCCUUCCCCACCCCUGACACGAGUCCUCCCCAGGGAUCACCCUGACAUCUCUCUGCACGACCCUGACUUUGAGGGACAGAGUGAAGUGCAGCCCUUUUCCUCCUUUGACCAAGUGGAGGAGCUGUUCUCGCCCCAGCUCCUUGUGAAGAGUGGAUUCCUCUCUCUGUCAGGCAGCCAGGCCGAGCACCCCGCUGCCCCCGGGAAAGCGGUCCCUCUCCAAGAAGAACUGGCCCCUCCCCAGGGCCCUAUUGAACAGAAGGAGAUAGACUCACCAACGUUCCCCGCACAGGAGGAGAGCACCAGCCCACCUAAGCGGGGCGAGGCUACUCAGUCUGAAGAAAGGCCCGCUCCCAUCACGCCGCACAGCCCAGGCCAGCACUGCCAACCGGGCCGACCCCAAGGGGGCUGGGGCUACCGGCUGGAUGGCUUCCCUCCUGGGCGGCCUUCUCCAGACAACCUGGACCAGAUCUGCCUUCCCACUCGCCAGCAUGUGGUGUAUGGCCCUUGGAACCUGCCACAGUCUGGCUACUCCCACCUCAGUCGCCAGGGUGAGACCCUCAAUAUGCUGGAGACGGGAUAUUCCCGCUGCUGCCGCUGUCACUACUAUGCAAAGCGCAUGGAUUGUGCAAAACUUGUGUGGGAGGACACAAUGAACCAGUACUGUGAGGCCGAGCUUUCGGUCAAGACCCGACCCCACUCGUGCUGCAAACAGCAGGGGGAGGCUCGAUUCUCCUGCUUCCAGGAGGAAGCUCCCCGGCCACACUACAAGCUCCCGGCCUGCCCCCGCCACCAGCCCGUCAUAUCCACGGGCCUCGAGCUGCCUUUCCCCCCGGGGCUGCCCACACUGGACAAUAUCAAGAACAUCUGCCACGCAAGACGCUUCCGCUCGGUGCCCCGCAACCUCCCACCCACUGACCACCUCCAAAGGCAGCUGCAGGCUCUGAGCCGGCUGGAGGGGGAGUUCCAGCGCUGCUGCCGGCAGGGGAAUAACCACACCUGCACACGGAAGGCUUGGGAGGAGUCCCUCGAUGGCUACUGUGAGCGAGAACUGGCUAUAAAGACCCACCACCACUCAUGUUGCCGGUACCCUCCUAGCCCGAAACGCGAUGAAUGCUUUGCCCAAAAGGCUCCCUACCCCAACUAUGACCGGGAUCUCUUGACCGUUGACCUCAGCCGAGUCACCCCCAACAUCAUGGACUAUAUCUGUGGAAACGAAAGAGUUAUCUCCAAGCAUAAGCAGAUUCCUGGGCUAAUCCGAAACAUGACUGACCGCUGCUGUAAGCUGCCCCUUCCGGAGCAAGCCUGCUGUGCUGAGGAGGAGAAAACAUCCUUCAUCAGUGACCUGUGUGGUCCCCAGCGUGACUUCUGGCGAGACCCUGCCUUCUGCUGUAAAAUGAAUCCUGGGGAUGAACAGACCAACUGCUUCAACAUCAAUUAUCUGAGGAACGUGGCUCUAGUGGCUGGGGACUCGGGGAAUGCCAAGGGCCAGGGGAAACAGGACCCAACUCAGGGAACAACUAUCAGCCCCACCUCUGAACCCAAGGAAAAGUGAGUCACCCCAGAGCCUUGAAGGAUCAGAUUGGGUGAACCCCACCCCACCCCGCCCUCCUUGAAUACGCAUUGCAGUAAACACCUCUGGGAUUUGGUGUCCUCAUUGUCUCACACACGAACACACCCUCCUAAGCCUGGCUGCUGGCAUUUUCUUCAGUGACUGAACCCUGAGGCCCCCUGCCCUGCCCUGCCCUCACGGGGCAGAAGUCGUUCCAGGGCUGUGAUGGAACCAUAAAUAAAUGGCUUAACUUCA